Molecule: messenger RNA, 3041 nt
Organism: Cynoglossus semilaevis (tongue sole)
Lineage: Eukaryota; Metazoa; Chordata; Actinopteri; Pleuronectiformes; Cynoglossidae
Gene: incenp
Product: inner centromere protein
Exons: 21
Coding region: 224-2740 (838 amino acids)
Biological process (GO): metaphase chromosome alignment; meiotic spindle midzone assembly; mitotic cytokinesis
Cellular component (GO): midbody; chromosome passenger complex; meiotic spindle midzone
Source: RefSeq, a predicted model, not a curated record
ACCAGUUAAACGGUUUCAGCGGGUAAGUGGAAGUAAACUGCUGCAGCUGUAACGUCCGGGACAAGAUUGAGUAGAGGCUAUAAACGUUAUAAACGUGGCGUUAUUUUUCAUACGCUGUGAAGAUAUUUGUGUCUCAGCAUGCGAUAAAGACCUUUUUUUGAAGACUGGGAUAAACAGCGACAUUUUCAUUUCUUCAUUAACGCGGAUUUAACAGGCCCUCACCAUGAACUCCGUACUGUCAUCUGUGCGCUCGCUAAUGCAAACCUUUGAUGACAAAGUACAAGAAUUCAUCAGUGACAUUGACAAUGUCCACAUGGUUUGGCUUCGAGAGAUCCAACAAGAAGCUGAGCACAUGUUCUCAAGGCAUUUCGGGGACUUGAUGCCCAAAACGCCCUCACAGAAAAAGAACAGUAGAAGGAAACGUGUUUCCAUGGGUCGUCAGGAAGACGGUCAAUCAAAACGGAGGUUUUCAAAAGGAAGGCGCAGUAACCUCCGUGGCUCCUCUGUCAAGUCUCUGAACCUCAUUGCCGAAGAGGAAGCUGCUGCUGAAUGUUCUGCCUCUGAGGCAAGGGCCUCCCCUCAGCCUAAACGCACCACUCGUAAAAACCAACAGACUCAGCCAGAGGUAACGGAGGACUCACUCUCUGGCCAGUCUGACUCUGAUAAUGCCAAGAACAAGAAGCCCGAGCUGCUGGAGGAUGAGACGGACAAUAAAGAAGUGGCCAGUACAGGAAAAAUCUCUCCUAACAAUUCAUGUGAUGAUGCUGAGUCUCUGUCUAAGGUGACUUUAACCAAAGCUGUAGUCAGGAUGACCUCCACAGACCGCUCGUCUGCGGAGCUGGCAAAGGACCCAGAGUUGUCUCCCGGACGCACAGCCUCUAAAAUCACCAUAACAGGGUCCACUGAAAGCUCAUGCCGGAGCUCUGUGCGCUGCUCCCUGAAGCUUCGCCACUCCCUGGCUGGUCUGCGCCACAGCAUGACGCAGGAGUCCGUUCGCCGGGCCUCUCGUCGCUCCAUGAUGAAGAGGAAGGCAGCACGUGCAGGAACCUCUACAUGCAGCAGCGACAUUAGUGAGGACUCAUGUGUGGACUCAGUGGAUGAAGAGAAACAGAAGGCUCUCACAGAAGCUGUACCUGCAGACAUGGAGGAUGAGGCUCCGGAGGAACCAUCAAAGAGCCCAGAGAAAGUUCCUCCCGCUUUUCAACGUGUGACUCGCUCUGUGGCGGCUAACUCGCCCGCACUAGCUCCUGAACACGGGGUUGGCACACCUGUCAAGAGAGCAGUUGAUGGCACACAGUCCGGCAGGAGGUCUCAGAGCACCAAACGUAAAGCACCAGACUCUAUUGAAGAAAGUCCUUCAAAGAGGUUAACACCGCCCAAGAAGAGUCACAGUGUAAUCAAGCCCAACAUGAAAUCUUUUCUCCACACUGUGCAGAAGAAUCAGAUGCUAAUGAUGACACCAAAUUCCCUGGCCCGAACAGGGGUCAUCAAGUCCUUUGUGAAAUACACCACUCCGGUGAAAGUCGAUCCUAAGUCUAAUGCUGGUAUUGUGACCAAGGAACGUUACAAAUUGGAAGCACUUAAAAAGAAGCAAGAGCAAGAAGAGGAGAGGAUGAAAAAGGUUGAGGAGGAGAAGAGGAGGAAACAGGACGAACUGAAAAAGAAACGGGACGAGAGGCUGAAGCGGGUGUUUGAGCUCAAAGUUAAAGAGGAGCUGAAAGAGGAAGAAAAGAAAAAGAAGAUUGAGCAGAAGAUGGCUCAGAUUGAUGAGAAAAAUGAUAAGCGUUUAGCAGAUGAGAAAGCCAAGAGGAAAGUGGCUGUUAAACGCCAGGAGGAGCUAGAGCAAAAGAAGAAGUUGGAGGAAGAGGCUCGAAAAAAGAAAAUCCAACAAGCGGAGGAGGAGAAGCGGCAGCAGGAGCUACUGGCCAAAAAGAAGGCAGAGGAGGAAGAACAGAAAGCUCGUAAGUUGGCUGAAGCUCGCAAAGCUCUGGAGCUCAAGAGGGAGCAGGAACGGGAGAGAGAACUGGAGAGAGAGCUGGAGAGAGAACGACAGGCUGCCGCUGAAAGGGAGCGUCUGGAAAAAGAGAAAGCUCUCGCUUUGCAGCGUGAAGUGGAGAAAGCAGCGAGAGAGAAGGAGAGAAGAGAACUGGAGGAGAAAAGAAGGGCACUUGAAGAAAAAAGAAAACGGCAGGAGGAGCAGCUGAGGUUAGCUGCAGAGAAAGCAGCCAAAGAGAGGGAAGCUGCACAGAAAGCUGCUAAAGAGAGGGAAGCUGCAGAGAAAGCUGCCAAAGAGAGGGAAGCUGCCAAGACAAAAGCUGCAGCCAGUCUGAACGUGACUGUGGAUAUAGAGAAAUCUGUGUUGAAAACACCUGUCGGAAAAGGUGGAGGCCUCAACGUGACCAUUGACCUCGAAAAUUCUCCACAGUCCUACGUCAUCACUCCCAAGGGUGGCAACAAACCUCUGUUCAAGUCCAAAAGUCUGGAAGACUACGGGAUGGACCAGAACAGUGACGAUUCUACUGAUGACGAGUCGGCCCCAAAGAAACCUAUUCCAUCCUGGGCUGAAGGUCCGAACCUGCAGAAGAUAAUAAUGACACAGUAUUUCAACCCACCUGACUUUGACUCCUUCUUUGGGAGGAUUGACCCCCCCAGGCUCGAAAACAUCUUUUACAAAACCAAGCCUCGUUAUUUUAAACGUACCAGCUCGGCUGUGUGGCACUCCCCUCCAAACCUGAAGUAACUGUACACUGUAUAUACGGACAGUGAUGUGUUUAGUUGGGAUUUUUGUGUGUCUCUAUGUAGUCUCUUUGCAAUAAAGUCAUGUUUUCUAAAAUAUGUUAUUAUUAAAUGUCUGUUAAGGAUUUUAGAAACGUCUGUUCCAUUGUGUAAAAUAUCUUUCUUGAGACUGAAGCUUCAGUCUUGAAUGAUUUGUCGGUGAUGGGAUGUGGAUGUUCAAUUUUGCCCAAUCAGUGAAACUAUAUGUGCAGGAUGUGCUCUGACUGUAACUGGUAGAUUUUCCACACAAUUAAACAUUUAAUCAC